CUACAAGUUCUCUAAUGUUUCAGAUAUGCCAAGUAGGGGAUAACACACAAAGACGCCGAAGUUUUUAAAGUGAACAAAACGGUUCAUGCAGCCGGCAGCGCGGGAACAAUCAGCGGAGUAGAUGUGAGGGUAAAGUUUGGAAAUAAAAUAAUCUAGCUGAACAAUUAUGGAUCCCUCGGAGGUAGAGUUCCUUGCCGAGAAAGAGAUGGUGACUAUAAUACCAAAUUUCAGUCUAGACAAGAUCUAUCUGAUCGGGGGUGACCUGGGCCCCUUCAACCCUGGACUGCCAGUUGAUGUUCCUGUGUGGCUGGCCCUUAACCUGAAACAGAGACAGAAAUGUAGAAUUGUUCCUCCUGCAUGGAUGGAUGUUGAGAAACUGGAGGAGAUGCGAGAGCUUGAGAGGAAAGAGGAAGCCUUUACGUCUGUUCCCAGUCCUUACUACAUGGAGCUGACCAAACUGCUACUGAACUAUGCGUCUGACAACAUUCCUAAAGCCGAUGAGAUCCGCACGCUGGUCAAAGACAUCUGGGACACGCGUAUUGCCAAACUCCGCCUCUCUGCUGACCGCUUCAUAAACCAGCUGGAGGCUCACGCCAAGCUCGACAACCUGACUCUGAUGGAGAUCAACACCAUACGAUCGUUCCUUCUUGACUCUCUCAACUGCAUGUACAAACUACGUUCCAAUAUGCAGCCUGGUUCGAGUAAGACCCAGUUCAUGGACUAUUGAUCCACAACAUUAGGGCCUGCUGAACAGGUUUGGACCAAUAAUUUGGGAAGAGUAGGGCUAAAGCCUUGGACUUCAUUACUCAAAAGACUGUUUUCUCAGAAAUUGAGUCCGCAAGAUUGAUGUGAAUGGUGGAUUGAAGCAAACGGAGUUUUACUCUUUUUUUUUUUUUUUUUUAGGGAGACAUGCGGUGAUCUGUACAUAUUAAAAGCAUGUAGGCUUUAUAUGUUCCUGCUGUUGGAAACGUGCAUAUUUAAUUUAGGAUGCUCACUUCACUGUAGUUUAAAAUUGCAACCAUUGUUUGUCUCAAUCAGUUACAAAAUAAAUGUAUUUGUGUGUAUGUCUAGGAUAUACAACUAUACUUUUUUUUUUUUUUUUUCCUCCCCUCUUUAAUUUUAGAUUUUAAAUAAUUGUGUCAAAUAAUCAUUAUUAUGUUGGUAGCCCAUUUGUGUAAUACUUCCUCUGCAUAUUUUACAGCGUUCUAUAUGUAGUGUUUUGCAGAGGUUCGCCUGCAAAAUUCUGGUAGAAGCCCUACAGUAAACAUGAGAAUGCUUGUUAUAUAGCUGAAACUUAAGACAACAAUUUUUAUAAAUAAUUCAUUGAUAGACUGAAGCAAAACUGGUGAUUGGUGAGCUGUCAGUUUCAGCUUCUCAUUUUUAUGUGUAAACUAAACUGGAAUUCUUUGGGUUUUGAUCUGUUGACCGGAGCAAACAUUUAUAUAAAUCAAUGUAGGCUCUCAUCUUUCACUUUUUUUAUUUUAUUUUAUUUUUUACAUUUUAUAGAGAAAUUAAUCAAAAAUAAUGUGAAUAAUGAAGAUAACUGACAGUUAUUUUUCCAGCAACACCUGUUUGGGUCAAUUUUAGGAUGACAGAAAUGGCGACCUAGUAGUAUAAGAUUCCAAGUGUAUCAUAAAGGGCAGUCUGCUGUAUUAAUAAAAAUACAGAAACAAU
Molecule: messenger RNA, 1674 nt
Organism: Micropterus salmoides (largemouth bass)
Lineage: Eukaryota; Metazoa; Chordata; Actinopteri; Centrarchiformes; Centrarchidae
Gene: gins2
Product: GINS complex subunit 2
Exons: 6
Coding region: 167-727 (186 amino acids)
Biological process (GO): DNA replication; double-strand break repair via break-induced replication
Cellular component (GO): nucleus; GINS complex
Source: RefSeq, a predicted model, not a curated record